AUGGCAGGUGUCUGCGCUUCAUCCCUCAGACUCUCCCUCCCAAACGUCUUGCGAAAUGCUCUCCGUUCAGAAAUCGCCUCGGACCUCCAUCAGGGUCCCGCAUCUCGGAGAAUCCUCUGCAUAGCGCCUCUUUCUCAUAGCAGAUGCAAAACACAACGACGGAACUUCAGCGCCUCUAUCAAACCUCAGCUUCGCCAAUCCGCGCCAUAUCUAUCAGCACAUGACUCCUCCUCUGCCGCCUCAGCUCCUAAUACCGCGCCGCUGGAAAAUUCAGAAAAUAAACCAUCUGCCUCGACCGAAGCAAAUGCAUCGCCAGAAGUGGAUGGAUCCAAAACCAGCCAUGUGGACUCCAUAACUGAGACACCUACCUCCGAUAGAUUCACCGAUAAGAAGCCUACCAAAUCGUCUCGAUCGAAGAAACGUUCACGCCUUGAAGAACCUCCUUCCAAUACCAUGGCCCAGAAGAAACCGGAGAAAUGGCAGAUUCAUAAACAAGCCCUGAAAGAGAAAUUUAAAGAGGGAUGGAACCCUCCAAAGAAGCUUUCUCCCGAUGCGCUGGAGGGUAUUCGGCACCUUCACGCGGUCGCACCGGAAAAGUUUACUACACCGGUUCUUGCAGAAGAAUUCAAGGUCUCACCAGAGGCUAUUCGGCGGAUAUUGAAGAGCAAAUGGAGGCCUUCUGAGACCGAAAUCGAAGACCGGCGGAAGAGAUGGGAGAAGCGACAUGAUCGAAUUUGGGGCCAUUUAUCGGAACUCGGCCUACGACCAAGUACGAAGCGCACCCGAGAUCUGACAGACGCAAAGCAACUGCUCUAUGGCAAUAACCAGAAGAAAGGGGGAAAGGCUUAA
Molecule: messenger RNA, 849 nt
Organism: Aspergillus luchuensis
Lineage: Eukaryota; Fungi; Ascomycota; Eurotiomycetes; Eurotiales; Aspergillaceae
Gene: rrg9
Product: mitochondrial ribosome assembly protein RRG9
Exons: 1
Coding region: 1-849 (282 amino acids)
Cellular component (GO): nucleus
Source: RefSeq, a predicted model, not a curated record